Aegilops tauschii subsp. strangulata is the source of this 1416-nucleotide messenger RNA. NCBI's taxonomy places the organism in Eukaryota, Viridiplantae, Streptophyta, Magnoliopsida, Poales, Poaceae. The record is from RefSeq and is a predicted model, not a curated record.
AUGGCCUACUUCGAUGAGAAAGCGAAGGAAGAUCCAGAUUUCUUCUACAGGAUAAUAUUGGACGAUGAGGACCGUGUCAGGAAUAUGUAUUGGGUGGAUGGUGCUGCAAGAAGAGCCUACAAACAUUUCCGAGAUUGCAUUUCAUUCGACGCGACAUAUCUCACUAAUAUGUACAAGAUGCCAUGCGCUCCAUUCAUAGGAAUAAAUAACCACAAUCAGUCGUUGCAGUUCGGAUGCGGGCUCGUUCGGAACGAAGACACGGAUGGGUACGUUUGGCUGUUCAAGACCUUCUUGGAGUGCAUGGGUGGACUUGCUCCGAUGAACAUAAUAACAUACCAGGAUUUUAGCAUGCGUGCAGGCAUAGAGGAGGUCUUUCCGUUGGCAGUGCACAGGCACUGCAGGUGGCACAUUAUAAAGAAGGCUGAGGAGACGCUAGGACCGUUCUUUGUUGACCGUCCAGACCUGCACAAGGCAUUCGAGCUGUGCGUGGACCACAGCUUGACGGUGGAGGAGUUUGAAAGGAGCUGGAUGGCUAUGAUUGAAACAUAUGAAGUCCAAAACCACAAGACGCUUGCUAGCUUGUGGGAGAAGCGAAUGUACUGGGUGCCGACCUACUUCAUGCAGUGCUUCUUCCCGUUUCUGCAGACUACACAGCGCAGUGAGGGGUUCAAUGCUGUUUUGAAGCGAUUCCAGGAAGAAAUAAAGCGUGCCAGCAUGUACACGGCUUUCCAAGUGGACGAACAUACAUUCAAGGUGUGUUCUAUCAUGGGCAUGUCGGAUUCAGAACCUAAAGAUCCAAACAAGGGAAGGAACUACUUUGUGAAGGCAUCGAUAAGCGAAGGCGAAUACUACUGCCAAUGCUGCAAAUUCGAACAGGACGGGAUUGUGUGCUGUCACAUUCUAAAAGUAAUGGACUUGAACACGGUGACACGAAUGCCCCGCCAUUUCAUAAGGCGGCGAUGGACUUGGGACGCUGACGACGCAUUGGCGCUGCAAACAUCAAACGCAGUUUUGCCCGUGCAUGACGAGAGACCAGAGUCAACCAUGGAAGCCAUGAGGCACGUUGUGUUGACAAAGAACUAUGCUGAACUAAUUGAUGAAGCGUGCAAGAGUGAUGAGACAGCAAAGGUCGCAGAAAAACACAGGAAGGCCCUCAAAAGAGAGCUUGAUGAGAUCAAGAAGAGGAAAGCUGAGGAAGCCUUACACAGGUUCCCCCGCACAGCAAGUGUGCCUUCGUUCACAGGGCCAUCAUCUGAAAACUCGGAGGUAGGAUCUGGAACAGCAAGCACACAAACACAUGUUAGGAACCCGCCCCGUUCCAUCACAAAAGGGCGUCCAAAAGAGAUAAGAUACAAAUCGGAAUUGGAGAUUCAAGCAAAACAUAAGAAACCAAAGAAAGGGACGGGCAAUCCAUAA